AUGCCAGCAAUUGAAAGUUCUGUAGUGCGUGGUGGUGUUCAGGAGAACCGUGAUGUUGAUAUCAAGGAGAUUAAUAGCAGUAACAGGAUGGACUACCAGAUGGGUGAGCUGUUGAAAAGGGCUGUUGGUGUUCAGUUGCAAACGAUUGACAAAGAUGUUACUGUGACUCGAAUGGCAAUGGAUCAGCUUGUGUUGUUUGCGGAAGACCAGUUGAAUGCACUUGUAGAUGGUUUACAUAGAAUAUCACUUUUGCAAAGGCGGCAGAGUAUAGCUGUGUCGGAUUUGGAAAUAUGGAUGCGAGGAUACAAUUUACUGCCGUCUGAUUUAUAUAUGACGGCUGAGGAAAGCAAGUUUAUAAGAGAGAAUUACAGAAAUGAUACCAGUGUGGUGUUUAAAGACAUUAAUAUCGACAAUCCAAUGGAGUCAGCCUUGGGGAGGAUAAACAUUCAGAAUAAAGAAAAUAUUGAGCCCACAGAUAAUGAUGUUGAUAUUGAUGAAGAUGACGAUUAUGAGUUAAUCGAAUUACAGCAACAUGCCAUGGAGCAACUAUUUAAGACAGAUACUGGGAGAGGUAGAAAUCUGAGAUACAAACCUGGUUGGCUUCCGGACUUUCCACCUGACCAUACAUACAAGUAUACGCCAAGUUAUGUCAAUGUUGUUAAACCUGAAACAGAAAUACGGCAAAAGCUGGUUGAGGAAGGAAGAUUAUCCGAGAAGGCAUUGGUUAAGUUGAUGUCGAAUCUGGAUUCGAUAAGUACAACGAAAGACAAUCAAAAAGGCACGCAUUUGAAGCAAGAGAAUAAUCUAAUAUUAUCUGAGGAGUCUAAUAAUUUAGAGGUGCAGUCUAUAUCAACUGAUAAACCAGAUGAUGUGGGGAGCCUUGAAGAUAUCAAUAAGCAAGAUGACGAUAAAACGCAAGGAAAUAAAAUAGAAGUAGACGCUGAGAACAAGGACCAAGUUGUAAAAAUAGAAGAAAACAAAGAAAGCUCGACUGAAAAGGCUACGGAAACGGCUACGGAAACGGCUACGGAAAAGCAGCUGAGCGAAGAGGAAUUGGCAGACCUGGAAAUUAAGGCCUUACUGUACAGAAUUGAGAAUAAUAAGGAAUAUUUGAUUGAGCCAAUGAGGGUAUCAUUGUUAAAAGGUGUGUUAAAAGACCUCGACAGCAAUCCAACGUCUAAACUCAAAGAUUUUGAUGUUGAAGCAUAUGCUAGACAAAGAAUUGAGAUUGCCAGGAGGAAGGUAGUUGAUUUCGAAUAUGAACAACUGUACCUAAAAUAUAAUCCGUUGCUGAGAUUGGCAAAAAUGAAGUACUAUGAUGCUGAGGAAUCAGAUUUUGAAACUGAAUAUCAAAAGUGUAUAAAAAGGACAAUGGACAGAUUUAAGAGGAACAUACCGAUAAUCAAAGAAAAAAGGAAGAUGGUGCGCAAGGAGAGCAUUAAGCGUAAAGAUGAGCUUAUCGCUAAACGUCUGGCUACGAUUAAGGAGGCCAAGAUGAAGAAGGAACAGGAAAUUGUUAGGAAGUCAAGAGAAAUGGAGGCUAUUGAAAAUGCUAACAAGUUUGGUAUAUUACCAGGUGAAAAGCCCCUUGAAGUGUUACAGGAUGCUUCGAAUGCCAGUACUGGGGAAAGUUCUACAACAACUGCACAAAUUCCACAAGGAGCUCCACUUUUGGUCAAUCCUGUGAAUAGCACAUUGGUUCCACUCGUCGAUUCCGAGAAACCAAAGCCGUUGGAAGAAGUGCAAACCAUAGAUGUUAUUGCCAAGGAUGUGGAAGAUGACGAUGAAGAUUUAGGACUAUUUGGUGGGUUCAACAGUAGUAGUGAUGACGAAGAGAUUGAUCAGAAUAAGGAAACACAGGAGAGUCCUACAAAAAAGACAACACACGUCAAGUUUGAGCUUGGCGAGAGCGAUAGUGAUAAGGAUAUAUAG
Molecule: messenger RNA, 1932 nt
Organism: Nakaseomyces glabratus
Lineage: Eukaryota; Fungi; Ascomycota; Saccharomycetes; Saccharomycetales; Saccharomycetaceae
Gene: TAF8
Product: Taf8p
Biological process (GO): transcription initiation at RNA polymerase II promoter
Cellular component (GO): transcription factor TFIID complex
Source: RefSeq, a predicted model, not a curated record